Messenger RNA from Artibeus jamaicensis (Jamaican fruit-eating bat), 276 nucleotides. RefSeq names its product ZNF593 opposite strand (gene ZNF593OS). The transcript is spliced from 3 exons. The coding region runs from base 85 to 276 and encodes 63 amino acids. The record is from RefSeq and is a predicted model, not a curated record. NCBI's taxonomy places the organism in Eukaryota, Metazoa, Chordata, Mammalia, Chiroptera, Phyllostomidae.
CAGAUUUAAAGGUGCAGCGGCCCCGUCCCUCGAUAGACCUAGGAGGGUAGACUCUGGCUGCCAGGGAGACUAGUGGCACCCACCAUGCAAUUUCGACGCCUGACUCCUGGCUACUUCCGGAUUCUGCAGAUGCAGGUAGCUGGGGAGCUGAAGGCAGAGCCCCGGAGUCGACUGGUUGGGGUCGUGGCUACACUGCUGGCGGUCCUUGGACUGGGUGGCUCCUGCUACGCUGUCUGGAAGAUGGUGGGGCAACAGCCACCGCCACAGGCCCCAUGA